Uranotaenia lowii is the source of this 10960-nucleotide messenger RNA. RefSeq names its product protein lava lamp. Bases 246 to 10037 code for a protein of 3263 amino acids. The record is from RefSeq and is a predicted model, not a curated record. Lineage: Eukaryota; Metazoa; Arthropoda; Insecta; Diptera; Culicidae. The transcript is spliced from 6 exons.
AGUUGAUGACGAUCAUGGCCGAAGAAGCAAAGUGAUGAUGUGUAAUUCUGUGUUUGUUCGGUUCGUUCUGCUGGGAAAAUAGCAAAUAUUCAUCCUAGAACGAAUAUGCAACUUGGAUUGUGAAAGAUUGGAACGGGGACAAUUCCUUUCUUCGAUUAAAUUGUUAUUUAUUUUAGUCUUCGUUAAUUUGUGUAUUAGAUACCGAAACAUUUGUGUGACUAUCAAGACGACGAGAAUCAGGAGCGAUGUCUGGUUACGACCCGGGAGGUGGCCAGCAGCCGCCGCCAGUUUCCGGCUCUAGUAGCACGCCGGAUCUGACCAUGCUGCAGGAAAAUUUUACCCAGCAGCAGGCUAAGAUAACGGCGCUGCGGGAAAUGGUUCGCCAAACGGAGUCUGCACAGGGCAAGAAAACGGCCUCGGCCCAAGAGCGGGUCAAGAACAUUGCCCAGCGCUUGACUCAAUACAAAACGAAGGCUACCAGAUCUCGGCUGAGCAGAGCUGGAAGCUCGGAGGUCCCGUCGAGCGAACUGAUGGGCUCCCGAAUCCAGGAAGAAGACUCCGGUCAGGACGCCAGCUUCAACAUCAGCGGCGUGGAUUACGAAGAACAGCAGCACAUGUCGCUACCGGUGAUGCCGGUCACCGGUCGAGCCCGUUCCGAAACACCAGGUACGGAAAAAAUAAAUCUCCUGCGUCAGCAGAUGGAACAGAACCGGCUGAAGAUGGCCGAACGCGAGAGUCAUAAACGUGAAAUGGAGGAACGGGUCAUAGAGUUAAAACAUAAGCUGGAAAGCACCCAACAGACUCUGGAACGAUCGGUUGAGCUAGGGCGUUCCACUGGGGACUUGACUCUUUUGACACCUUUUAAGAUGGGUCGGUUCGAGUUCAACAAAUCCACUUCGGAUCUCACCCAGCUCGUUGGAACCAGUCUGGGUGGCGUUUCGAACUUUGAUGUUGAACGUCUGAAUUAUCUUGAGGGUCGAGUAAAAGUUUUGGAAAAGGAUUUAGCAAACAAGGAAAACAUUUCGACAAAGGAUGAAACUGUUCAGCAGCUGGAACGCAAAAUUGCCGAUCUAGAAGAAGCGCUCAAGGAGAAGGAAUGCCUAAUUGAAGCACGGACCCAAGCAGUUUCAUCGAUGACGGAACAUCUGACAAUGAAGGGCAAAAACACCGUCGAUCUGCUGGAGGACACCAAACAGGAAAUGUUCAAAAUGCAGUCAAAUUUUGUUCAAGCUGAAUCAAGCAUGAAGGACGAAAUCGACAGACUGCAAUUGGAACUGAACGAGAAAAAUAGCAAAGUCUCAAAUUUAGAAGAAAUGAACAAUAUUUUAGAAACGGCACGUUACGACCUCACCGUGGAAAAUGCCUCGCUGAAGCAAAAGCUAGAAGAUGUUCAAGAUUUCAGUACCAAAAUAGGUGAGCUGAACAAACUAAAUCAAAGUCUGCAGCAUCGUAUCACCGAACUGGAAAAUCAAAAGUAUGAGUUCAUAACAGAUGCCGAAGCUGAACAGGCUAAAUUCGGAGAAAAUGACGAGAAAUAUCGAGAACUUUUAGAUCGAAUUCAAGAGCUGGAAGAAGACCUUAGCAAAAAAAAUAUCCCGGAGAAUGACUUGCUAGAGAAAAUUCGCUCAUUGGAGGCAACCAUCGAAGCACAAAAAGAGCAGAUCGAAUCAUUCCAGCAACAGCACGCCGAGCUGCAAGAAAAUCUUCAGGAGAAAACCGUCGAGUUAAACGUUCUGAACGCCAACUUUUCAGUCCUUCAAGAAAAACUUAAAAACGCCGGUCCCAAGCCUCUUUUCCCCAAAUCGGCCGAAGAGGAGGCCGAAGUGGAAACUUCCAAACUGAAGCAACAACUGGACGAAGCCAACAAAAGUAUGAUAAAAUCAAAACUCAAGAUCAAGCAGCUCCAAAAGCAGGUCGACUCCUUCAAGAAAACAUCCGGGGUCCACGAAGAAGUGGUUCGCCUCACCGAGGAAGUUCAAUCGCUGCACCAACGUUUGGCCGAAGUUGAAGAGGAAAAAGGCAAUCUGCAACUGCACCUGGUCAACUAUGACGGCUCCCUACCCGAUUCGGAACUUGAAAAACGUAUCAAAAUCCUUGAAACGACCUGCCACAACCAAACGACCGCAAUUCAACUGCUCGAGGAGCAGAAGCUGGACAUUUGUGAAGAUCUUAGCAGCACCAAGCAGGAGUUGGAAAGCAUGCGGGAUCAUGUCAAGGAGAUGGAUCAAUCCGAACAGUCCGGUAGCAUCUCUUGUCAGAUGUCGUCGAUCGAGUUCGAAGAGAAAUUGGAACGUUGUUUGGCCGACAAAGAGACCAUAAGUGCCCAGCUUCAGCGUCUGGAGGAGGAGAAGAGCGAGCUGCAGCAGAAGCUAGACCGUUACAUGGUGGAAAAUAUGGAGCUACUGGAGAAAAUUGAAAAAUUAAGUUUGGAAAAGGUAAGCUCAGCGGAGUCGAUUGAAAUUGUGGAAGGUCUCACGGCAAAGGAGAAGCAGGAAAUCGAAUGCUACGAGCUGGGACGAGCCAAGACAUCAACGUCGACCGAUGGCGAGGAGAAGGACAGUGGAGAAGAUGAAGCAGAUAGAUUACACCGCCAAGAAAUGCUGCCACAGUCCUCCAGCUUAGCCGAACAUUGCUCAGAGAUGGAUGAUGACAAAGCUGACCGGGACGACGAGGAUCUCAACUCCAGCUUGGUGAAGCUGCGCGAGGAGAGCAGUGAACUGAUGCACAAGAUCGAACUGUUCACGGCGGAACGGCGCGAAGUUCUCGACAAACUCGAGGCUCUGACCGUGGAGAAUCAGCGCUACUCGGUGGAGUUGGAAGAGCUGCGAGCCGAACGUCAGACCAUGCUAGAAAAGUACAGCGCAUCCGAGGAGAUAGAAGCGAAAUUGAAAUCGGACUUAACGAAGGCAGAAGGAGAAAGAGAUCACCUACUGAAGGAGCUAGAAGCAGCUCAGGUGUUGAAGGACAAACUCGAAAGCGAUGUGGUUAGCGGUGCGAGCUCUAGCCAUAGUUCCCCGGCGAAGACUUCAGGUGGCCCAACGAUCGAUAGAGAUUCCUUUGAGCAAGCACUGCGAUCGGUAGACAAUGAGGUGAACAACUACAACAAGAAUAAGGACAAAAAUAAAAAGUUACAAAUAAGUAAAAAAUUGUCAUCCGAUGCCAAAAACUUGCAGAAGUUGGCGAGCGAAUUGUUGAUCGAAUACUUCAACAGGUUGGAACAAUUCGAAUCAAUGGCAGCGGAAAUAGAGACGCUGAAACUUAAAGUUGCCGACGAGAGUACAGCUGCAAAACCCAAUCCGGAAAUCGAUGUUCUUAAGGCGCAGAUCAUGGAAAUGACCCACGCUCAAAUUGAGAAGGUUGAGUGCAUUGACGAGCUCAAACAAGAACUGUGUGACAGAAGAGACGAGCUGGAAGAGCUGCGACGUGAACUGGAGGCUGCCAGGGAAGCUGCUGAAAAAUCAUCUGACGAUGAACCAGAACUGCUGAAGGUAGAACUCAACAGCCGCAACGAUGAAAUACGAGAGUUGAAGAAGGAACUCGAAGCUUUGGGAUUGCGAAAAGCGAACGAAGUUGAUGACAUUCAAACAAAACUGCAUGCCGCCAGCAAGGAAAUCGAAAUCCUCAAGGAACUAGUUGCUGAGCAAAAGCAACAACUGAUUGAUACUUAUCAGGAACAUGAACACGAAAUAACUGCCAAGUUGAAGGAAAUUCAGGACUACGAGAAUCAAACUCGUAAAAUGAAGGCAGAGUUAGAUGAACUUAAUGCCCGUGCCAAUGAAAGUGCCGAAAAAUAUUCGGAAAAUAUGAACAACCAAUUGGACAAAUUGCAAUCUAUUGUGGAUGACCAAAAUAAGGAAAUAGCACACAAACAAGAAACCAUCGAAACCUUGAAUAGCCAAAUCAUUGAACUUUACAAAACAAUGGAAGAGAAUGCCAAUAAAAUUAUUGAAAAAGAUGACGAAGUUCAGUAUCUGCAAGAGAUGUUGGAUUCGAAAAAAGACGAAAUAGACAUGCUUCACCAAAAGUUAGCCACAGGUCAAAAAUCCAUGGAGGAGUUACAGCAUCAAUUGAAUGCUGCCUUAGCCCAACCUAUCCCGCCACCAGACGAGACACGCAUCAAGCAUCUGGAACAGCAAAACAAAGAUUUGGAAGAUAAAAACCGGGAGCAACUUGAGAAGCUGAAGAAGUUUGCCGCGAACAUCAAAAAGCGAACCGCACACUGCCAGGAAUUGGAAGAAAAGAUAACCGGCUACCAGAACGAAAUAGAGGCGCUUAAACAAGCUCAAGCCACCGUUGUUACAUCCAACGAAUCAUUCGACGAUUUGAAGGAAGAAAACGAACAGCUAUCGCAGAAGUUGCAUCACCUGAAUAACGAGCUGCACAAACUCCUCCAACAAAAAUAUACUCUCGAAUCGGAAAAGCAAACCAUCCAACACACAGUCGAUAGUCUGCUUGAAAAAGCGAAGCUCAAUGAAGCAAAGAUCUCCGAACAAGAAGAACAACUUCAGAAACUGGAAGCAACACUCGAGGGACAAGCUAAAGAGUUGCACUCCACUCAGGAGGAGUCCAACUCCAGAAACGUCAAAAUCGAAAAGUGCAAGGCAAUCAUCAAGGAGAAGAAUAAAGAAAUUCAACGGCUACAGGAACACGAGCGGAAAACCGCUUACCUGGAGGAUGAGUUGAAGAUGUCCCAGAGCAAGUUCGAAGAUUUCCACAAUCAGACUCUACUGUUAGGCCGUUUGAAAGGAGAAAAGGAGGAAAUGAAUGUGACGUUGAAGACCGAAGUUGAAAAGGGCAAGCAAACGCAGUUGGAGCUGAAUCAAGCGUCAGAGAAAACUCGUAAAUUGGAAGUGGAUUUGGAUAUUGCCGAGGAAGAAAAUCGCAAUUUGAAAGAGAAGAUUUUGAAAUUGGAAAAAGGCAUUUCUUUGGUUGAAGAGAGAAGAAACUCUCUGGAGCGUCAGAAGAAGCUUCUCGGUCAGACAUUGGAGGAAAAAACUCAAGAGUUUACUCAACAUGAAGAUGAGCUUAUGCAACGUUUAGUGAAUCUAUCUCAGCACGAUGAAGUUAUCGAAAGAAAGCUGAAGGAAAAAGAAGACGAACUGAUGGAUAUCGAGUCUAAACUGAGACAUGCUGAAGAUGAACGCGAUCAAUUACAGUUGAAGAUAGGUCGCUUGGAAGAGUUGUUGAAAGCAGGAGAAGAAGCUUCGAAACGCGCCGCCGAGUUAGAAAACGAUAACUACGGGCUCAGUCAACAGGUCAGCGCCCUCCAGAUCGAACUGAGACAAGCGGCUGCCGAAAGCUCUGCUAACUUAGCCGAAAAAGAUUCUGAAAUGGAUCAACUGGAAGUGGAACUGUCCAAUCAGCUAACAAAGAUUGAAAACGAGCGUAAACAGUUGCAGGAACAGCUGGAGCGAUCUCGCGAUAGUAACACGGACUUGCAGGAUGAAGUCGUUCGAUUGCAGGAGUCGGUCAAUUCGUUGGAACAAAUGCGAUCCGAUUUGGACAAGGAAGUCACCUGGUUGAAGAUGCAAAACGAAAGUCUUGGUCAAGAUAGUAACGAGCUGCAGGAGCUGCGUAUGCAGAUUGUUCAGGACCAAACUGAGUUGGAAAACCUUCGUGGACAAUGUGAAACACUGGCUCACAAUCAUCAGUGCGAGGUGAACGCUUUGCGACAGCAGAUCGCCGACAUGGAAGCAAUCCGUACACAGUUGAGCCAAAAUCAAACCGACGAUCAGGUUUAUGUGCAGAAUGAAAUGAUCAAGCUCCGUGAUUUGUUAGAGCAAAAAGAAUCCGAAGUGGUUCAACUGCAACAAAGAAACUUGCAGCUUCAAAUGACGGCAAAUAGCUUGGAUUUAACUGAUCCUUUCUCUAGUCUUCAAUCGAAUCUAUCUCAGUCUUCAGUUGCUGCUUACCAGGAGAAAAUCAGUGAUUUGGAAAAGGAUGGUCUGUUGAAAGAUUCUCGCAUUCAAGAAAUUCAAAUCGAGAGAGAUCUGCUGACGGAAAAUUGCGAACAGUUGAAGAGACAGAUACAAUUGUUGCAAGCGAACUUAGAAAAAACUGAAGCCCUUGAAACUGCUCUGCUUCAGAAAAGCGCUGAACUGCAAAACGCAAGUCAACAAUUUUCCAAAGUUAGCCAUCCUCAAAGCGUCGCUACCUUCAGUCCAGCUCAGUUCUUUGGAGCUGAACAAUCGACUUCGAUUUCUCUUUUCGACGCAUCACCGACGACUGAGAGUUUUGGUGGUCAAGGUUGGGAGGAACCUAUUUUGACUCAGCAAAUUCAAGAUCCUCUUUCAGCAAUAGCACAAACAAAUCCAACGGGCGACGACGAGUUGGAACAGUUAAAGUUGAAGCAUCAAGAAGCCCUCAAGGAAAUCGAAGAACUUCGCUCGAAAAUCCAGGCCAUGACUGAUCGAGAUGACGAAUUCCACCAGCUCAGGGACGAAAUUGAGAUAAUACGAUCACAAAACGCUUCACUUAUUUACGAGCUAGAGGAGAAAAAUACAAAACUGAAGGACGUUGCUGUUAAACUUCAAGAAGAGCAGUUGAAAUCAAGCCAGCUGGAAGAGAAGUUGGUUCCUUCAGUUGCUUCCUUCUUUACAUCUGGGGCGGACGCUGGAGCAGCCGUUUUUGAAGAGAUUGUUGUUCCCAAAAAAGCUUAUCUCUGCACUCCGAGCGCUUCGGAAGACCAUGACCAGGAAAGUGGGCAGGCCGUCGAAGAACACAUGUUUUCAUCUGCCGUUACUUCUACACACCACGCCGCACCAUUCCGCGUUGAUGAUGGUACUGCUACGGGAGAAAGUCAUGAGCUGAAAUUACAAAAUGAGCUGCAAAGUAAGCAAAUCGAAGAACUGACUGCAAUGGCUGAACAACUUAAACAAGACCUUAAGAUGGCUACCGAGCACAAUAAAGAACUGGAGAUUUUGAGGAAAAGUGAAAUGGAAUUAAGGAACCAGUAUCAAUCGAGAGAGACGUUAAUUGCGGAACUCGAGCAGCAGAUCCAACAACUGCAGCUGGAACACAACCAAGCCACUUUCGCACUACAGCAGAAAUUGGGUCUGCAGCAGACAGAGCUCAAGGAAAUGGAAGAGCAAAAACAGCAUGAAAUGGAGGGUUUGCAUAAUGAGCAUCGUAAACAGCUUAAUCUGUUUGAGGACUUGAGUCAGCAACAUAUGCAACUUAAAGCCAUGUUAGAGCAAAAACAGAACGAAAUUGUUUCUCUGCAAAAUGAGCACCACGAGCAGCAGAAGCAGUUGGAAGAUAAUUUAAGACAACAAGGCGAACAGCUAGAGCAAAAUCGAGAUGCUAUGCUUCAGCUUACAGAUGAAAUUGAUAUUCUCAAAGCUCAGAAUUCGUCGUUGCUGCAAGAGAUGGAUGAGAAAUCUGACAAAAUUAAGCGACUCUGUCAAACUUUAACCGAAAAGGAGACCAAAUUAGCUGAUCUGGAAGAAAAGAUGAAUGAAAAUCAGCAACAACAAUCUUUAAAAACGGUAUCCUCGUUCUUCGAUGCACCGCCUCAACAAGGGCAGCAAGAAGCUGUCUUCGAAGAUAUUAUCCAGCCGAAGAAAGCUUUCGAGCUGCGGUUGGAUGAAGAAGACUGCUGGGGAGGAGAAGAAGCUUUGCUAGAAGAGAAACACCAACAAACCAGUAGUACCGUUCUAGAGCGAAGGAUCAGCGAAAAAGACGAUUACAUUCGUCAACUGGAGAUGGAGAAAGAGCGACUCCAGCAAGACAUCACUGACUUGAAGGUAAAAUCCGGUAAAUUGCUGAAGAAAGUAAAAGAAUACAAAGCAAAAAGUGAAAAUUUGGAACGACGAUCAGCUUCCAUGGAGACCAAUGAACUAGAUUUGGCCAUACAGGAAGAGUUGAACACACAAAUCAAAUCGCUUGAAGGGAAGUUGGCAGAACUACAAGCGGAAAGGGAGAAAGAUGGCGUUGAAAAAGAUUCCCUCUUGAAGCGGAUUGAUGUUCUCACUGCUGCUAACGAUCGUUUUACGGAAAUGAAGGAUCGUCAGGAUCAACAAAUCGAAAUCCAGCUUGCGAAAAUUAAGGAAUUAAAUAGAAAAAUUGAACAGCUAGAAGAUUGGGGCGAUGACAGUGGCCAUAAAACUCCCAAGCCUAGUGAAACACUUUCAACGUCUGCUUCGGCUGAUACCGGUCGAGUUGCGGAACUGGAGCGAGAGUUGCAAGAUCUGCGAGUCGAUCACGAAGAACUCCAAGCUUUGCUGGAUGAGGAGAAGGCAAACGUAGAAAUUCUGGAGAAACGAGUACAGCAAAAGGACGCCGAAAUACGGGAUUUGAUCGAGAAAAUCGAUAUUCUUUCGCAGGAUUCGCGUACGAUUAAAUCUAGCCUGGAAACGUUGAACCAACAGAAAUCGCAGGAAACUAUUCAGCUGAGCGAACAGCUACGCGAUCUAAUGGCCAAAAACAGCGAUCUUACGGAUCAAAUUGAGCGGAUGCGUAACGAAAGUAUUUUCCACAGUUCGGAGGAGGAGAAUAAAUUACAGGAGCAACUGCAACAGUUGAGUGCUCAAGUACAGUACAAGGAAGCCGAGAUCGUUCACUUGAAUGAACGGAUACAACAACAGAUCGCUGAAGAUCAGACCGAAUCGUUAGUACAGGAAAUUCUGGUUAAAAAUCAAGAAAUUGGUUCUUUGAAAGCGAGGGUUCUGCAAUUGGAGUCAGACCAACAGGAACUGCAGAGUAAUCUAACGCUGCAGAUUACCAAAGAACUGGCAGUCGGUAGACCAGAAGAUAAGCAAACUUCCACCAGAAUAGCUGAACUUGAACGUUCGAAUAAAGAUCUCAUGGAGGAGAAACUUCAAAUGGAGCAAGAACUCCAGGUGUUGAACGAUCAAGUUUUGCGUAGUUUGGAAUUCGAGGACCGUAUGAAAAAUACGGUGUUUGAACUAGAUGCCAAGAAUAUCGAAAUCGAAGCUCUGAAAAGUUCACUAGAAUCGAUAAAACAACAAAGCGGUGGAGCGAUAUCCGGCGAUGCAGAUGAACUUCGAAGACAACUCCAACAGCAUGCAAAGGAACGGGCUGAUCUGGAAGCAAACUAUCGCAUCACUCUUGAGCAGCGAGACGCGCACUGGUCACAUGUUGUGGAAGAAAGAGGAGCUCAGGUGGCGGAGAGUUGGAAGCAGCACGUCGAUUCGAUAGAGGCAGAGUUUUCUAUUAUUGAAAAAAGUCUCCGAGAGGAAAUCGCUCGGCUGAAUGAUGAAACUAAAUCUGAAGCUCCAUCGGAUAACGAAAGACCAACACCGAUGGCCGUCGAUUCCGCCAUGGUCCAGAGCAUGAAGGAAGCACUGGAGAAUCAAGAACUAGAAAUAGUUACCCUCAAAGAGCAGCUCGCCAUCCGGAGUGCCGAGUACGCUCGGUUAGCAGCCCAGGUUGAUCCGUUUGCCGUUAGACAUGCCAGCAAUAUGGUGACCAGCGAACCACGAUCUCUCACCACCGUUAGCACCAAUCCUCCGGUGGAUAACGGUGACAAAGUUCCUCGUUCCGAGUUAGAGCUUGCGCUCUACAUGAUCUAUCAGCGGGACAUGCGCUGCGAGGAGCUGGAGCUGGAACUCCGAAAUCUACUGGAAGAGCGAGACGCCUUGCAGCUACGCUUAUCUAACGCACUCCGACAGCAGGAAGAGUUCAAGCGCAAGCUCACCACUAACAUCGCAGAAGUAUCCGGCGAUUCGAGUGACAUUUCCAAAACGACGACUCCGGAGAAAUCGUUACAGCAAAUCGUCCAGGAAUCGGGCAUCACGGCGAGCAAUGUGGCCGCCGAAGUUCCCGAGGAGCUGACGACCAAGCUGAGUGAAUUGCAUUCCAUCGGCCAUGCCAAGGACAAGCGGCUGCAGGAGGAACGGGAAGAACGGCACCGACAGUUGACGCUGAUACAGCGUGAUUUGGCGAACAUGCCACUGGAGGCCGCCGCCAAGAUCACCGGGGCCAAUGUUGCAACACCAACCGAUACGGCCCAGCAACAGCCAAGUGCUUCGUCAGUCCUCAUCAAUUGGAUAUUAGGCAAAAAGUCCGACACUUAGAGAGUUGAAAUUUCCAAACCUAGCGCAUCGUUUUAGCCGAUUGCCCUGUGAGUGUUUUUAGGUGUGUCCAUGAUAAGUAGGUAAGGUGCAUUUUUUCUCUUCGUUUUCUUCUAAAUUGUCCCGAUCGGAUAACCAACAACCGUCGAUUGAAUCGAAAGUGAACUAACAAAUACAGAUCGAAUUACCUUUCGCCAUCUAUCGAACAUGCAAACGAACGAUUUCCCCAAAACCAACUCGACAUCCAUCAGUGAAAAAGUUUUCCCAUCUAUGGUAAAAGUUUGACACUGUACGAAAAGUAGAACCCGGUACGUUAUAACCGAUUCCUGAAUUUCGUUUGUUUGGGAAAAUCUAUUCUCAACAAGAAUUCACCCCGAUCCUCACAAGUACCUUCUCACGACCAGUCGUUGUUAAGAUUAUGUUUUUAAACCAUGAACCACUUAGUAAAAUAGGUUAAAAUUUACAGAUGAUCGGGAUUAGUUUUGAGUUCGGAAACAAAGGAAAUUCUUUCGAAAUUGUGGCAAACCUGUGUUCCUGAAAAUAAAAAAAGGAUAACGAAAAGCAGUAACCGUACUUUAGAUAAUAUCAGUUAAUCGGAUUUAUUAGCAAACCAAGUCAUUAGAUAGUGAAAUGGACAGUUCGAUGCAAUUUAUUGGUUAGUUAGUCGUUUUGUUCCUCUCUUUUGAUUUAUUUUGUUCAUUCGGUUAUUAGCUUUCAGUGUAAAUGCAUUUGUAAAAAAUAGAUUCAAAUUGUAUAGCUCCCUUGCUAACUAUGUUACGUAGUCCAAAAGUUUACCGUCCGUUACAAUCACGACGGACGUGCAAUAUACAGUUUUCUGGGUAACAUUUUUGUCUUACUGAGUAGCUCGGAAGGAUUGGAAAACUAAAACCUAUACUACCGAUAAAUAUAUUUAAAUACAAAAGUUA